AUGACCAAACUAAAGAAAAGAUGGAUACCUUUCGUUGAGGAUUUCACCAGAUUUGUGCCAAUUUUAACGCUCUUGCUGCAAGUGUUUGGAGACUCUCUAGCUUCUACAACAGCAAGGACCCCUAUUCAAAAACCACCAUCACAAAACUACAAAGGACAAGGUUCAUGGCAACGAAGGUCAUCUCAACAGUAUCCCCCAUACCAGCAGCGUAAAAAUGAUGGAAAUUCCAACAGGAAUCAGGACAUUCCUUGGGAACAGGAACAGUUACUACCAAUGCCGGGAUACCAAGGUCAUAACCAAGGUCAAUCUCCACAGUCAUUCAUGAAAUUCUACCCAGAUGCUCUGGAGAAGAGACUAUCUUCUGACCACAACAAUCAAGGUGUACAACCUCCAUCAGUAAAUAGUAACCUGGACGUUGAUGCCAUCCGAAAGGAAAUGAACAACAAAGAUUUAAGUCUACGAGAGACGCAACAUAACCCAGACAGUAAAUCCCAAACACAACAGGGAGAUAACUCCAUAAGAAAUCAAACAGCUUGGAACAGUGACCGACCUAAUCAGGGCAGAAGAGGUCCAGCUACAGCACCUCCCUACUGGUAUGAUGGUCCCUAUAGAGGGCGGCCACGACCCCCAUACAGAGGCAGGGGAGACCCAAGGCCUUAUCCUGAUCAACAAUAUGCCAGACAAAGAUUCAGGCCUCCAACUUAUCCCCCUCCUACGUAUCCUCCUCCUAAGCGUCAAGGAGGGCCAGACAGAAGGGAACAGAACAGAGGGACUCAACCCAGGGGCUGGGACAGAGGAGGUCCUUAUGACAACAGGCAGGGCGAAAGUUACUACAGACAAGGCAGCUAUCCUAGACCUAGGCCAGGUGGAAGGGGAGCCUUGCCAAGUAGUGUUGGUAGCGGUGUCGGCAGUGGUCACCACAUGAUGGUGGACCCAGACCUCCCUGACCCUCUUGACGACCACUGGCAAAGAAUGCAGUCUCAUAAAGCCUGGGAAAUAAUGAAUGGUGGGUCAGGCAAUGGCCUACCCUUGCCCCCAAUGGUACCCCCAAGACGUUGGGGAGAUAGAGGCGAGAUUCCUGGGGGACCAACCACCCCGCCCUGGCCUAACAUGGAUAAAAGGAGACGUCAAAACACAGGAAGGGCCAAGAUUUGGGCAGAGGAAGGUUCUGGGUUUGCAGGCUCAGGAAGAAGUCAGGUGUGGAUGGAUCAAGGACAAUUAAGACCUAACAGAACUUCAUCAUCAAAUGUGACUGUUAAUACUAUAAACAGCACAGGGAAUAAUACACCAACCAUGAAAGAGUUCCAGGGAGGUUCACAAGGAGGACAACCCCUCCCAACAAGAGGGACUAUCCCCCCGCCACCACCAACUCAUCUCCUUCACGAAAGUCCUUUCCAAAGGCAAUCACAACAGCAAAGCAGGGACCAGUGGGAUUACCGCAUGCAACAGCUGGCAGCCUGGGAGAGACAACAACCAAUCCCGUACCCUCCUUAUGAACGACCAGACUCACUUCAUGAGGCAAGGAGAGAACAGGAAGAAGAAAGGUCAAAAGGUCGAACAACUUGGACAAAUCAGGUACAGCCACCAAACAAUGGUGGUUCAUUAUUAGGAAAGUCAGAGAUGAGGUUUCCUGACCAAGGGAGUGGACGGCCAUCAUUAAAGCUGUCUGACCUCAGUCCAUCACUGGCUACCAUAUUAGGAAAUAUGACACAACAACCAAUACAACCAGGACAGUUUCCUCCAAAUGCCAUAGAUAGUCCAGCAAUGACGCACACAUUCCCACCUCAACAGCAAAAUCCAAUGAUGAGAAACCGGUUCACAGACUUACAUGGUGGUGCCAUACCCAGACAAGGGGAACAACUCCAAACACCAAACAUUCCAAUGAGGCCAUAUACAGACACCAGAGGCCAGAGAACCUUCAUAGGCGAAGGUAACCAGACCAAGGGAGACAACCAGACAGACCCUGAUGGACCUGUUGGAGGGGAUGUGUGGCAAACUCCCCAGGGCCAGCAACAACUCUCUCAUGGUGAGUCCAUGCUUGGUCCUUUACUGACUCGCGCUAAAGCUCGAGGUUUCGAUGUUGAUCAUGAACAAGAGUCAGAGUUGGAGUCGGAGGAUAGCCAACUGCGAAAGAUCAUUGUUGGAAUGUACAUGGAGAAGUUAGCCAUUAAAGACGGAGAGGGAAGACCUGGUUAUGAUCCCUUCCAGGCUGCCAUGGCAGAUGUCAAUUCUACCCUGUGGUCAACCCUUAGAAAUAUAUCUCAUAAUAGGGACAGUCUAAAAGGUGAUCAGGCAUUCACUGGAAAUCUAGAUAAUACUCCCACCAAAUCUGCUGCUGCUAGGAUUCCUACAGACAUACAAAGGAUUAGGGGGCGUUAUCCAACAACUAUGACAACACAAGAUCAAAGACAGUUACAAGAUGGAUUCCAAAGAAGACAACCGUCACAAAAUCCGAAAUUAUCCGAGGUUAUUCCACACAUGGACACUGUGCUACAGAGACCUACUGGAAUGCCUACAGUAACUGGCAGAGGUCUGAAUCCCAUGAUAGUCAGAGGAAGUAACUCUGGUAAUCUAAUGAAAGGUCAACCACCUUCGACAUGGCCACAGUCAAACCAAGGACAAGGCCGUCCUUCACCAAGACCAGCCUAUAAUCCACACAAUCCUCGUAACGUAUUUGUACCUCAGGGUGUAUAUCCACAGACCUUUAAUCCACAGAUAUAUGAUCCCAGACAAGCGUAUGAUGUUCGAGGUCAGGAUAAGGUCACAGAGACACCAUCUACUACAACUAUACCCCCUCAAGAUAAUAAUGACCAGAACCAAAAUAAUGACCAGAAUGAGUUAGAAGAAAUCUUGCCAGUGGGCACAAAAAUUCUUCCAAGUCACAUUCCAAAAAUUCUAGCCAUUCUCAAUGUUUCUGUUCCCAUAACAACACCUCGUGUUCUAGUUGCAUCUCAGAUUGAUGGAGUAAAACCAGGGAACAAUAAUGAGCCAGCUCGUAUGAUCAACAUUCCAGGCCCAACAGAGGAGAUUCAAACAGCAACAGAGUUUCUACAGCAGGACAUUUCAACAGCAAGAACAAUAGUUACAGAGAGUACUUCCUCUGCUUUUGGAAUAAUAGUGGGGUGUUUAGUGGCGUGUGCUGUGGUAGUAGGCCCUGGUGUAUGCAUAGGAUGUAGAAUGAGGCAACGCUCAAAGCAGCGAGAACGAAAGAAAGCAGCAGCUGCUGCUGCAAGAAAUGAAGAAAGUGGCAUAAUGGAAGCCAUCAUCAUGAGUGAGCUGGGCCGUAGUGCACUGAAUCGGGAUGACCCUCCAACGAAAGGUGCUCGAUCAAAAAGUAGGUCUGAAUUGGGAACAUUUCAAGAGCUUCAAAACUUACGAUCAGGACGAGAAUCGCCCACAAUAAUUGUGCACUAAGCUUGCCGCAUUUUUGAAUCCACUUUUUAGCUUACAUAUAAUGUAAAUGUGAUAAAGACUGACGUAAAUAUUGACAAAAAUCUUUAUUUUUUAGAUUUACAAGGUUAUGAUUCCUUUAGUGCCUUAACUAUG
This is a messenger RNA of Ylistrum balloti, 3546 nucleotides long. RefSeq lists its product as uncharacterized. Lineage: Eukaryota; Metazoa; Mollusca; Bivalvia; Pectinida; Pectinidae. The record is from RefSeq and is a predicted model, not a curated record. The transcript is spliced from 3 exons. Bases 1 to 3414 code for a protein of 1137 amino acids.